CCGCCAUCCCUCGAUCCUUCGUUCCAGCUCCAUCGGCCCAGCAUGGGACUCAAGCGCCUGCACGUCCUCGCUCUUGCGCUCGUGGUGGUCCUGGUACUCUAUCUGUCGUCGUCGCGCUCUGUCCGGCCGGUCUCCGAGACUCCUCUGGGCGUGCAGCCGGUUCCCAAGUCCCGAGGCCGCACCCCCAACCAGCCAUACCACCCGCUCCUGGAUGACCAAGACUCGCCAGCCACGGGCAGCGAGUGCCCUGUUUGCCCAAUCUGCAUGAACGAAAACAUUGCCGAUCUGUCCGGGGUGGCCUCGGACUCUGACGCCGCCCGCUACGUAAACGAGCUCGAGGACCUCUCUGGCAGCCAGGUGCCCAAAAUCCAUCCGGCCUUCAAGGGCAUCCCACCCUCCGGCAUCCUGGUCUCCAAGAUGGCCACCGAGCACGACUUUCGCGCAUCGUGGCUGCUGGAUACCCUCGAGGAGCUCAAGGCCAAGCCAAAGCACAACCGAAAACAGUGGGAGCAAGCCUACAUUGCCCACAUCAUCAAGUCGCUGGAUCUCUGCCAGCCUUCGUCAACUCUGUUGGGCUGGAGCGCAGGUCGAAACCCACUGGCGUCCUAUUUGGCCUCAAAGGGCUGCUCUGUGUGGAUCUCAAACGUCGAUCAAGCAACCGAGGACGACUUUGAAUCGCUUCCUGCCGAUGACGCCCUGGUACAGGACGAACAGCCGCGCCUGAACGAAACCACGCUGCACUAUCCGGAGCUCGUGGACGAGGCCACCUUUGCCAAGAAAGUGUCCGUCAGGUCAUUGGAUCCAAAUCGCCUCCUGGCAGAAAUGAACAACCGAUUCAGUUUUGUGUGGUCCACUCGCACUGUCGAGCACACGGGCUCCAUUUCACUUGGCCAGCGCUACAUCCUCAAUACCCUCGAGACGCUCAAGCCUGGCGGCGUGGCUUUCCAUUCGGUCCAGUUCACCUUGAGCAACUUGGCCCACACGGUCGAAACAGGACCGAAUGCCUUGUGGCGCAAGAGCGACAUUGAGCGGUUGCGCGACGACAUCAAGGCCCUCGGCUACGAACUGUUUGAUCCGUACUGGGGAUCCGGCGAGUACCCGCUGGAUGUGACACCGGACACUGCUCCAUACAAAGAGGCGAACCAUCUCAAGCUUGUUGUGGACUCGCAUGUCGUGACGUCGUUCGCACUGCUGAUCAAGAAGCCCGAUGUGGCGGCUUGAGAAAUCGUCCUGACACAUGGCACCGCAUGCCCCACGGUGAUCUGCGGGUCCCGGUGUGUAAGUCUCGGUGUGCUGGCCAUGACACAGCACCCCAGUCCUCGUCGCAAUCCAAUGGUUUUGGUUGGCUUCGGGAGCAUCGUCUUGAACACACUUGGUAAAUAUCCUGUGACGAAGAUCGACUGGCAUUGAUAUCGCGAUGAUGCAGGAGUGUGGUGCAUAAACUCCGUCGUCUGGCGAGCUCCAUGG
This is a messenger RNA of Polychytrium aggregatum, 1467 nucleotides long. RefSeq lists its product as uncharacterized. The record is from RefSeq and is a predicted model, not a curated record. Lineage: Eukaryota; Fungi; Chytridiomycota; Chytridiomycetes; Polychytriales. The transcript has 5 exons. The coding region runs from base 43 to 1221 and encodes 392 amino acids.